Molecule: messenger RNA, 16231 nt
Organism: Pelobates cultripes (western spadefoot toad)
Lineage: Eukaryota; Metazoa; Chordata; Amphibia; Anura; Pelobatidae
Source: the annotation of a GenBank genome assembly
GCAGGAUUCCCGUGCGACCCACCCACUCUCGCGUUUAGAAUUCCCCGCGCGCAUGAUUUCUCCCUCCUCCCCUCGCCGUGACGUCACAGUGGAGCUCAGCCCGCCUGGUCUCCGCCAUGUCCUCCACCAAUCAGCGCGCGCAGAGUUAUGGCGAAUGGAUCCAAUCAGGGCCGCAUCCGAGCGGCGGAGGGAUACGCGAGGCCAACGACGAUAUCAUUACCGAGCGCGGUAUGGAGAGGAAACGGUGGGAGUGCUCGGCCCUGCCGCAGGGGUGGAAGAAGGAGGAGGUGACCCGGAGGUCGGGCCUGUCCGCCGGCAAGAGCGAUGUCUAUUACUAUAGGUGGGCUGGGGGGGGGGAUGGGGGAGCUGGGGGGAUGGAGGCAGGAAAGCCCGGCAAUGCCAUGCAGAUUAAGGAGGUGGGGGGGCCAGGGGGGGCACAGGCUCCACAGAAGAAUGGGGCGAGAUGGAGAGAGGUUGGUCAUCAUGGUGGGCAGACAAAGACAUGGCACAAACAGCCAGCAAGGAGACAGCCAGAGAGGGAGAGAGCGUGGGGGGAUGGAGGGCAGGUGAUUAGGGAUUGAUUACUGAUUAUUAGUUAUUGAUCAGGGAUUAACGGGGGAGACAGACAGGCUGAGAGAGCAUGGGGCUGGGAGAAUUCAAAUACCAUGCUUCUAGAGAUUGAUAAACUUUUUUUUUUGUUUUUGUGUUGAUUUUUGUGUGUUUUUGUUUUUUUUGGAUUGCAUUUAGUUGUUCAGAAUGGGAAAAACAAAAAAUGCAGAUGGCCAGCAGAAUUAGGUAUGGUGUAAAGAAAAAAAACAAAACGUUUAGAGAACUGUAACUCUUGCACUCUAAGAGACAACUUUUUUAUUUUAUUUUUUUAUAUAUGUUUUUUUUUUUUUUUAUGGGGUGGGGGGGGAAGUAAUAAAAAAAAAAAAAAUGAAAAGCAAAAGAUGGUUGUGAUUAAAGGAUCCUAAGCUGCUUGUUUUUUUUUUGGUCAAGUAGUGGUACAAAAAAUGUAAAUAAAUAUUUGGUUGAUGGGGAAAGGCUCGAGCACAGAUUAGUUUGUCAGGACAAAGGGGUAUGGCAGCCGGAAGGGUGAGUAAAAGCACAGCUGGUAGUAGUGGGUAGAGAUGGUGGUAGUGGGUAAAGCAGGCUCGUGGGGGUAGGUAGAGGGGAUUAUAGAGGUGGUUAUAGUGGCAGCUAGAGGUGGAGAAGUUUUGCCUGUGGAAAUAAGUAGAGUGCUGUGCAUUGUCGCUGUCUGCGGCAUGUAGAGGGGUGAGCGUCGCCGCUGGUGGCGCCAUGAAGAGGGGAGCAAAUAUGUUGGCGGCAUAAGGGAGUGAGGACGGAGUUGGUGGCAGUAGCUAGAAAUAGUCACAGGAAUAGGUCCAUGAAUGACAUCUGACAUAGAUGGGAUAGCUGUAUGCACCAAUGGGUGAUCACCUGUUCAAAGUAAGCGUUCAAGUGUCCUAUUUCUGAAGUUUUUUUUUUUUUUCUCUGGUUUCAGCCCGAGCGGCAAGAAAUUCCGCAGCAAGCCACAGCUGGCCCGUUAUCUUGGAAACUCUAUGGACCUCAGCACUUUUGACUUCCGCACUGGGAAGAUGCUGAUGAGCAAAAUCAACAAGAACCGCCAACGCAUGCGGUAUGAUGGGCUAAACCAAGCUAAGGUAUUAGAUCUGCGAUUCAUAUUAUACAAGAGCAAAUGGGUUCUGAUGGGUUUCAUAUAUCUUGGAAGCAAACUGACACAAUUUCACUUUCUUUGUAGGGUAAACCCGAUCUAAACACAGCACUUCCUGUCAGACAAACUGCAUCCAUCUUUAAGCAGCCUGUAACCAAGGUGACCAACCAUCCCACUAACAAGGUUAAAAGUGACCCUCAAAAGGCAGUUGACCAACCACGUCAGGUAAGACAUGUCUGAUUAAUGUGCCUCUUACUCUUUUGGGCUGUUUUGUAGUUGUAAAAUGUAAAAAAAAUUACAGUUUUUAACAAAUUAUUCUAACUUUUAAUUUUUUUUUAUUAUUAUUCAUGUUUCUUCUCACCAGCUCUUUUGGGAGAAGAAACUUAGCGGAUUAAAUGCAUAUGACAUAGCCGAAGAAUUGGUGAAAACUAUGGAACUGCCAAAAGGAUUACAAGGUAACUUCAAAAUGGUAACACGUAAACUGCAAUGGAGAUAAAUGUGAUACUUGUGUAUAUUUUUACUGAUUGGUUUAAUGGUGUCCGUAGAAUUUAUGAUGGGAACUACAAAUUUAGAUUUCAUGUGUGAGUAGAAAACUGGUGUUGAAUGUUGUGAUCGGAAGGGUUUAAUGACAUAAGUAACAGGACAAGUCCUUUUCAUGGUCUAUAUUUUGCAGCACAUAUUACAAUAAAACAAGCAGGUACAUUAGCUGUCACCUUGCUAUUUAAAGGAACACGAUAGUCCCCCAAAACAAUGUUAUCUUAAUGAAACCAUUUUGGUGUAUAAAUCAUGCCCCUGCAGCCUGCUCAAUUCUUUGACAUUUAGGAGUUAAAUCACUUUGGUUUCUGUCCCUGAAGCCCUAGCCACACCUCCUCUGGCUUUGACUGAUGAAGCCUGCAUUUCAUUUUCAGUCAGAUGUUAAUUUGAUAUUAAAGUUUUUAUCUACUGCUUUGUAAAACUCUGAACUGCAAGGUAAAGCAAGCUAUUAACAACGCAGGAAAUAUGGAAUUCUAAAUUAAGCAGACUGUACAAUAAAGGAAGUAUAAACAUUAGAUCACACUUUACAAGGAUACUUUGCAUAUUACUUGCAGGAAGGUGUGGCAAGGGCUGCAUAAACAGAAACGAAAGUGAUUUAACUCCUACAUUGCAGAGAAUUGAGCAGUAAGACUGCAGGGGUGUUAUCUAUACAUCAAAGCUGCUUCAUUAAGCUAAAGUUGUUUUGGUGACUAUAGUGUCCCUUUAAAGUUGCCAUGUGGAAAAGUUUGAUAAUUGGUAUAUCGUAGGCAUUACAGAUUGUGAUGUGGCAGAAAUAAAGGGGUACAUUCAAAGUGAGCCUUGCAGGGUUAUUCACUAAAUUUAGAAUUUUACAAAUUAAAUCAAUUGGUAAGAAUAGCUGAUCUGUAAACAUUCUCUAACUCAGCCAUAGUCACAACUACAGCUAUUGUUUCUACUCCUUUUUAUGUACAAAAUAAUCUGGGUAAAUUUAAUAACUCUGAUAGUCUUCCAGAAAUGUUUCUGUAGGGAGGCUACUGGCAAGAAUAAGAAACUACGUGUGACUGACCACCUGCCCACCCCCCUGACUGGGUACCUCAGUCAAUUGCUGCUUCCUAGUACUUGCGAGUACAAUAACCACCGUAAACCCCACGAACCGCCGCAGCUUGGUUGGAGUCUUGUUGUCCUCCACCCACCCUGGACCCAAGACCAGGACCUAGCUUCCAGUGGGUAGACCUCUCCUAGUCCAGAGAGCGUAGCAGUAACAGCUCCUAUGUUACAUCCCCUGAUAACCCUUAUCUUGGUGACCAACAUAUCCAAAAAUCACCCAGAUCAGUUCAGGGAUUCAAGAAUUUCCUGGAAGUCAUUUAUUUGACCGACCGCAGGCUAUAGAAUAGCGGCUAAGUGCUGCUGGAGGACCGGCCUGGAAACCGCAAGUUUUCAUCCAGAAAAUAGUUCCAGGGCAUUCGCAGUCCCCCUGAAGUCUAUUCUCUGUUUUGGUCCAUGCUAACAAGAUGGCCGCCACCUCGUGGUCGUCCAUGGGAAUUGCGGCCACCCAGACAAACACUUAGACCUAGUACUAGGAAGCAGCAAUUGGCUGAGGUACCCAGUCAGGGGGGUGGGCAGUGGAAAUUGCAACAAUGUAUCAAUUAAGUUUAACAGGCUCCAGCGUGGUCUCCGGUUUGUGCAGCUGUUCGGUAAACAAACCAUAUAGUCCCAAUUGCACGAACAGAGCCUGUUUAAAGUAUUUUAGCCAGGUCUAUUGCAGGGGCCAUAGUCACAGGGUAGGAGGCUGGCAAACAGGCCCUUCCAAAAACCAGAGGCGAGGUUACUUUCGCCACAUAUCUUUCCUCCCAAGGGGAGACUGGCCAGGUACCUGACCUCCUGCCGGUCAGUUCCUGAGUUAGUAGAGUAGCCAACCCAUAAACAAAUACUGGACCUGGUGACUUCUGUAGCCCAUCUCUGUCCUGUAUGUCCCCAGCGGUCAAGUGGGCACCCGGUCUCCCUUGUACUCCCAGGCAUGGAGUUGUAGGUACUUGGUGGGCAGAGGCCAGCGGCUUUCUGCCCUGUAGCCAGCAUUACAGCUGGGUAAGUCAGGGGGUUGUCCGGUCUUGGACUGAGGACAAGGGGAGGGCAGAGGCCAACUGCGCUCUGCCCUGUUGCCAGCGCUUCUGCUGGGAUAGCCUGCGGGUAUUCCGGCCCUGGACAAAGGGUAGGCCAGAUGCCAGCUCUUCCACUGGGUGGACUGGUACGUAGUCCUGCCCUGUAACAAGGGGGCAGGGCAGAGGCCAGCGGCGCUGUGCCCUGAUGCCAUCUUUUUUGCUGGGAUGGGGUCAACGGAUACUACCCCCAGGACCUGGUUGAGGAUUUGCUGUGGAGAGGAGGGAUCGCCUACCUCUUCCUCCUGGCAUUCAGGCGGUGUUGGUUGGGGAUCCGGACCGGCCAUCCAGCAUCCCUGUAGGUCUGGUGCAGAGACCAGUCCCAUCUGCACCAUUGGGGUCAGGAGUGCUGUCCCCUGUAGUGUGGGAGAGGGACCAGCUGUCUCCUCUUCCGGUAUAUCCGGCUGCCGCUGGGGAGUGAGACCAGCUGUCUCCACUCCCUGUAACAGUAUCUACCGCUGGGGAGAGAGGACGAUAUGCUCCUCUCCCUGUAAUGCAAACUGCAGCUGGGGAGAGGGACCGGCCUACUCCUCUCCCUGACACACACACACACACUCACUCACUCACUCACUCUCUGCCGCUGGGCAGGAAGGACUACACCUUCCGCUCCCUGUACUUCACACUGGUGCUGGGGAGUGAGACGGACUGUCUCUUCUCCCAAUAACAUACUCUGCCACUGGGGAGUAGGACCGACUACGGCUGUAGCUGGGGAUCUGGGCCGGUGGAGAGACUUCGGUCCCAUAUCCACCUGCCAGUUGGGGUUCAUCACAGGACCAGUCCGAGGUCACUUACUUCAUAUACCUCCGGCUGCCGCUGGGGAGAAGGCCAACAUCCUCUGAUGUAAAGUCAAAUAAAUCGGUGGGCGCCUCUUCUCAGAUCAGUUGCACCACCUCUCCCGAAGGGCUCCUGCAAACCUCCUUUCGCUGGAGACUUCCUCCCCUCGUUUUAGCCAUCAGGAACGCAUGGUCUCUUUUGGCUUGUCUCACUGCCAACUAGUUCCAGAUCGCCUGGAACGUCUCCAUUGACACAGGGCCAUACCAGGCCAGUUGCUGCCGCAACUCUGAGCAAGAGUCAGAGGAUGCCAUACUUGCCUGCUCCAAAUCGGUGGGCACCUCUGCAUCCAGGGGCGCUGCACGAAUGCAAGCGUUGCCCUCAAUAUACUGCACACGUUACCGGUGUCUUCAGGUUACUUGUCCUCACACCAUCCCGCCACUGCCACCAAUAUGACGGACCGCUUGGCACCCCGACCGGGUACCUCCGUCAAUCACUGUUUCCUGGUACUUGUGAGCACCAUAAGCACUGUAAAUCCCAUGAACUGCCGCAGCUUGGUUGGGGUCUCGCCGUCCUCCGCCCACCCUGGACCCAGGAUCCGCCCUUCCAGUGGGUAGACCUCUCCUCCUCCAGAGGGCGUAGCAGGAACAGUUCUUAUAAGAGCUAGUGAUUAUACUAAGGGGAGUAUUGUGGUAUAGCAAUCCCCAGAGUUAAUGUAGUUCUCCAAUUCCCGAAAAAUGAGCCAAGACUUCAUGAAGGGGUAAACAAAUCUGUUUAAUGGGAGCCACACUUGGCCAUAUAUGACAAUCCCCAUGCAAGGGGUACGCCCACAGUGACCUUGUGGGAAACUGAUUUGCAACUUCACAGACCAAUAACAAUAAGGUUACAAGGCACGACAUUCUCACACACAGCACACAAUCCCUCCACUGUGCUUGGAAGAUAAUUGGAUCAGUAACUGAACUAAUUCUAAUCCAAUUCUCUCCAAGCACAGAAAAAAAAAAAACUUUUUUAAAACACCCUAAAAUACAUAAAACCCCAAUGUUACAUUCCCUGAUCUGGGUGACCAACAUAUCCAAAAAUCACCCAGAUCAGUUCAGGAAUUUCCUGGAAGUCAUUUAUUUGACCGACCGCAGGCAUGGUCCCAUAUCCAAAAAUGGUUCCAUAGAAUUGCGGCUAAGUGCCGCUGGAGGACCGAUUGGGGAAACGCGAAGUUUUCAUGCCGAAAAUAGUUCCAAGUCUAUUCUCUGUUUUGGUCCAUACGAACAAGAUGGACGCCACCUCGUAGUCGUCCAUAGGAAUUGCGGCCACCCAGACAAACACUAAGACCACUAUGGUGGAAAUUGCAACAAUGUAUCAAUUAAGCUUAAGAAGCUCCAGGGUGGUUUCCGGUUCGUAAACAAACCAUAUAGUCCCAAUUGCACGAACAGAGCCUGUUCUAUUGCAGGGGUCAUAGUCACAGGGUAGGAGGCUGUCAAACAGGCCCCUCCAAAAACCAGUGGCGAGGUUACAUUUGCCACACUACGGAAAUGAGCCACAGAGAGCUUGUUUAAAGGGAUCCUGGCACUAUAGGUUUAAUAGAUCCCCCUUCUCCCUCUGGACUCCCCUCCUGCAGGGCUGAAGGGGUUAAAACCCCUGGAGAGAAAAAUAGAAAUUGAGAUGGAGUAGACAGGACCACUCACAAAAAUGAGGGUGGUCCUUCCUCCAAAGAGAGAACCUCUUAAGGGUUACAAAUCCAUGUGCGUGGUAUAAACCUUUUAUUGUUAUCUGGCCGAAAUCAUAGUACAAAAUCAAAAUAAAAUAUUAUAUGGGUCAAAAAAAAAUUAUAAAAAGUGCAAACCUAAGUGAUAAAUCAAGGUGCUAAACCUAAAGUGUAAAUCUUAAAGUGUAGGGAGAUAGGUCCCAAAUCUCAGUAUCAUACAUCAGAGGAUCCCAUGUAUAUCAGGUAUAUAGCUUUAAAUAGAUCAAGGAAUAGAAGGGUACCUCUGAUACAUACGGAUAGUACUGUGGUCUGAGGGGAUGUGGAAGCUUAAGGAAGUAGGACAGGGGUGAGGAUCACAUUGUAUCUUUACCUCUUCAGUGUAGCUAGUACAUAUCGCAUACAGCUACUCCAGAAAGAACAUUUUGAUACAUAGACCAGCAUCCAAUACUGGGUGAGAGGGAUAUAUUUCCUCUCAAAAUAGUAUAGUAUUCAAAGUCAAUACGUACUUUACAAUAAGGGAGGAAUUGUAUGUAGAGCCCAAUUACAUAAACCUAAAGGGUGGCAAUCACGCUACCCAUAUCGAGGGCAGUAUAUCUUAUAACUACCUAUGUUCUAUAUACUGCCAUAAUGCUAACUCAAAAGGUAACGGUAAGGUAGUCACAGGGAUCCCCCUUAGUAAGCACUGUUAGGUCUGAUCUGCUUCACGGCAGCCUAGCUACAUAGUCCCCGCUGAGUUAUAGUAGUGAGAACAGGAGCCUGUACCUCCCAGACCAAGCAGACCUCCCUAACAUCACAUAAUUAUAACUAGAAAAGUUACAAUUUCAGGGGAAAUUGUGUGAAGUGUUCUUGCCUCCACCUGUAGUCUACAACUGGAGUGGGCGACGUAACUGUUAUCAUUUAUAUAACACAUUUAAUUGCAACGUUGUUGCACAGUUACAUUAAACCAUACAUUUAUAAAACAUUAGCAGGUGUUCAAAAGGCCCUGUCUAUGACAUCACUUGCUGCUGCAGCCUGACACAGGUCAGAGUAUUUUGGCGGUUGACAUCUUCAAACGGUCGUAUUUUAAAAACUAUAAAUCCUACAGCGAAGAGCUUUAUAUUGUGAGAAUCACAAGACCCAGACCUACAUUUUGAUGCAUAGUAUGUCUCUGAAGUAUUAAAAAAUGAAGGCACAGUCGCAGUUUAGAAAUUGCACUUCAAAUUUGAGCUUUGUAGAGUGAAGUUUCAAUGAAUGUCAAUGGACGGCGUUAGUUGCAAACAAAUGAUUAGAUUGUGAAAACUAUCAGGACUAUGGCUUAGCCGUUGACAUGUUUAGAGGCAGCAGGGAUAGCUGAACGUUUUGAUAUAAGAUUUGUGUAGGUGGGCCUGAAAAUAAGGGAGUGGUGGCAGUUUAGAAAUCAUGUCCUGAUUUUUCAGUUUUUGCCAGCUCCCACUCUAGCUUUGCCAUUCAUUCCUAUGGGACAAAUUUCGCCACAAGAACGACGAUAUUCCGCGAACCAUUCGGCGAAACGUUCCACAAAGUAAUAGCAAUCCGAUCGGGAACAAUCUGCACGUUUUGGUAAAUUUUUGUCUAUGUAGUGUAAAACUGUGGGAGGAGUUAGGGUGGCAAAUUUUGCUAUAAUAAUAAUAAUAAUAAUAUAUAUGUGAGAUAACAUUAAGUGGUCUUGCUAUGCAAGAACACUUAAUAAUAAUAAUAAUAUAUAUGUGAGAUAACAUUAAGUGGUCUUGCUAUGCAAGAACACUUAAUAAAAGAAAAAACAUUGUCAAGAAAGCGCUCGACGCGUGUUUCAGUGUACGGGUACGCCUUUAUCAAGAGUUGAUUGGCAAGUGGAGCAGCGUGUGUUUAAGAGGUAGCUGUAAAGCCCUCCCACUUCCCUAGUUUGCCCAAGGGGGCUGGCUCGUGGGAGUGUCCUAUGCAACGCUCUUCCAGACUGUCUCAUUGGUUAGCUAAAGUAUCAAUCGAGCAUCCAGAGGAGGGACUAUACGCGGUCUCUAACCGAUAUGUUAUUGGUUACCGUGGCAACCCACGGUUACAAAGACCGUAUUCAUAUAAUCCUUUUAGUGUAAACAGACAAUCACAUUUUCUGUACAUGAAUUAAAUCAAAUCGCCACCUGGUCAGGAGUGAUUGACAUUGAUCCCUGGGUGGAGUAUAAAUAAUAUUCAGAGAUGUAAUAGAUCUGUCUGCUAAUAUUCAAAACUGGUUAUAAAUAUAGCUACAGUUAUUUUAUAGCAGGCACUGUAGCUAUAUACAGGUUCCUUCCCCUAAUAAAAAAUGUCAUUUAAGUUAUAUUGAUAAGGUUGUGGUUUAGAAGGGGGUACAGAGCCUGAAAUAUAUAAACUCCCUGGAAUUAGAGAUGCUGGGGGGCGCCUAUAAUUAAGAUCGCUCUAAUUGUAAGCGAUCUAUACCACAAAGAUGGAUAAAUGUUCAGAAAAAUAUUUACAAGUGUGUGUGUAUCCGUGUGUGUGUGUGUAUAUAUAUAUUGUGUGUGUGUGUGUGUGUGUGUGUGUGUGUGUAUAUAUAUAUAUGUGUGUGUGUGUGUGUGUGUGUGUAUAUAUAUAUAUAUGUGUGUGUGUGUGUGUGUGUGUGUGUGUAUAUAUAUAUAUGUGUGUAUGUGUGUGUGUGUAUAUAUAUAUAUAUAUAUAUAUAUAUAUAUAUAUAUAUAUAUAUAUAUAUAUAUAUAUAUAUAUACAUAUAUACACACACACACACACACACACACACUAUCCUAAUUAUACAUAAUGUACAUGAAAGGUAACGUAGAGUAGUCACUUAAAUGGGUCAAAAAUAGGGGACUUAUUUAAAUAAAUGGAGAGAAGGAAAAACCUUAAUUCAAGCCUCUUGGAUUUAGAGUGUUAAGUUUAUGAAUCCAUCUACACUCCUUCUGGUGCAGGACUCUGUCAUAGUCACCCUGUCUUUGGUUGCGUUUGACCAGUUCCAGACCACAGAACCUGAUGUCUCUUGAUAUGCCACCAUGGCAUUCUUUAAGGUGUCUGGAAAUUGGAGUCUCAACACGAUUUUUGGGGGAUCUCACGUGUUCUUUUAUCUGUUCCUUGAACGGCCGAAACGUUUUACCCACGUACAUGAGCUUACAGCUGCAUGUCAGUAAAUAAACUAGCCCUGCACUGUUACAAUUAAAGAAGUGAGUAAUUUUAAAUUAUUUAUUCCCUUCGCUAUCUGUCACGCUUUUCGAAUCUCGUGACAUAUACUUACAGGCAACAAAUCUGCCGCACCCAUAUGUUCCAAUGGGAAUGUUUCGUUUAAACCAUGUAGUUGGUGAAUUCAGUUUAGUGGAGAAGUGACUUGGAACCAGUAAAUCAUAGAGGCUUUAGGACCCAGGACACUUUUUAAAUGAUUGUCUGUCUUUAAGAAGAAUUGGCCAAAAUUUCUGCACAGAAUUAUGUACUUCGUUCCAACCUGUGUCAUAGGUGCCAAUCAUUCUUAUAGUUUUGUCUAGGGACUUGGUUUCCUUCAGACGAUCUGACAGAAGAUCUCUUCUAUCAGUCUCUAGGGCCCUUCUAUAUGCUCUUUUAAGACCUUUAUUUGGGUAACUCUUAAAACCCCCUUCAGCCACUUACCUGAAUCCAGCACCGAUGUCAGUCUUACUUUAGACGGCGGGGGAGACCUAAUGCACAUUAGACCUCCCCAUAGGAAAGCAUUGUUUAAUGCUUUCCUAUGGGGAAAAUCUGACGUGAGGACGUCCAGCGUCAGAUAACAGACCAAAAGUCCGUUUGGAUUCCGGAAACGCAUCCAGUGACUGUCUGGUAGACUGCCACAGAGGCAGACCUAGAGCUGCAAUUUCUCUGGAACUGCAAUGUUUUACAUUGCAGCACUAAGUGCAAAAGGGUCACAGCACCCAGACUACUUCAAUUAGCUGAGGUGGUCUGGGUGCCUACAGUGUCCCUUUAACAUUCACCAGUUAGUGGUGGCAACUGUAAAUAUCUGCUGACCAACACAGAAGCUUGACAAGGCUAAAAAAACAUGUUAAGAAACAUAUGGGUGACCAGUUAGUUCAAAUAGUUACAUAUAGUGGCGUAACCUGAGUUAUGGUCGCCCAGGACAGAACAAUAUUUUGUUCCAUGUACCACACCCUAUCCCCCCCCCUUUGGUUGUAAGGCUAAUUCAACACAUGUAAAGACUAUAGUAUUUGCUGUUAAAGUGCAUUACAAUUGUUUUUUAAUAAACCCUUAAAGCAAUAGGAAAAAAAAACCAAAAACUUUUUUUUUUUUUUUUUUUAAGCGUUUAUUUGAAUGUAUGUAUUUGUGUGUAGUGUUGGCAUUUGAAUUCAGUUAUAUGUACUGCUGCUUUUGGAAAGCCGUGGUAUACUUGUGUUUAGUGUUUGUAUGUACAGUUGGUGUUUGCACAAACACAUACACUCUGACUCAUACACACUAACAGACACACCCCCUGACAAGCACAUUCUCAGUGGCACACACACUCUCACUGACACACUCACACAUUCUUGAAUGCACAUUCACAAAUUAAUUUGUUUUGGGAUUUUUUAGGCCCCUCCAGCCUUCCCUUCCUUUUAGGAGAGCUGAUGUGAAUCCUCUCCCUGGGAUCCAGGGGAGCUCCUGCAUUCUCACAGGCCUCCACUGUUCCCUUUCGCACUGUUUAGUGAGGCCAUGGCCAAAGUGAUGUCAUACUUUGGCUCCUGGUAUCACCACAGAGGGCGCACGAGGGAGUAGUGUGAGGAACUAGAAGAUCAGUGCUCCGUCGCCACCGCUUCCUGUCUCCUCCCCCGGUAUACUUUGGCAUAGUAGGCACCUGACGUCCAGAUAAACAGGUGCCUACUCUGCCUGAGGGAAUAAGUGUCCGCUCUGGGGGUGCCUUAAGGUGAUCAGUAGUUCACAUCAUGGGCCUGGUAUCAGCCAUCAGCCCUUUCCUCUUCUCGUGUGUUGCUCUGUUAACAAGUGUCAUAAGUGUAAAAUCUUUUUAUUCAGUGGUCCAAUUCCCGGAGAGGUGAAUGUUCCCCUUAUAAAGGAGCAUUCUUAGUACUAUAACAUGUAACAUGUACAUCUGUUGAGUUUAUGGUACUAGUGGAGUGUGGACACCAUCCUCCAGUUCAUGAGCAGACUGAUUUAGAGCAGUUUGACACUUCUGCCUUAGCAGCAUCGGGUUCGGUCAUUUUUGGACAGCAUCGAACAUAAGCUUUUUUUUUUUUUUACUUGAAUGUAUAUAUAAAGGAAAGGAAAAAAAAUGCAUAGUAUUUAAUAUGGGGAAAGAUAACUUGAUUUAGGUGUUCAUGUUUGUGGUGGUUGAGAUUAACAAUGUCACAACCCGGGCUGUGGAGUCAGAAGCAAUUAUGGGUUACCGGAGUUGAAGGUACCAUAAAAUAAAGAGUCAAAAGGUUUUUUGGUUUUUUUUGUUUGUUUUUUUUAAUACAGACUCCACAGCCCUUGUUGCAACAGGUGAAAUGACUAAUGGAGCACUGUAGGGUCAGGAACACAAACAUGUAGCCCCUUCUUGCCUCCCUGAAUAUAGUAAAAUCUUGUAUUCAAGUCUGAAGCUGCAGUCUCUAUCUGCUGACAUCAUCAGAAGUGGUGGUCUGAGCCAAUCACAAUGUUUCCCCAUAGGAUUGGCUCAGACUGUCAAGGAGGCAGAUCAAGGGUAGAGCCAGCACAAGUCAAACACAGCCCUGGCUAGUCAGCAUUUCCUCAUAGAACUGAAUUGAAUCAAUGCAUCUCUAUGAGGAAAGUCCAGUGUCUGCAUGCACAGGGUGGAGACACUGAAUGGCAGUGCUGCUUACUCUGCAGCACUGCUCAGGGAAGCGGCUUUAGCAGCCAUUUGAGCAGUUGUGUUAUCCAUAGACUGUAAUGGAAACACAGCAUUUUCAAUGAAAAGACCGUGUUUACAGCAAAAAUCCUGAAGGGAAUGAUUCUACUCACCAAAACAAAUGCAAUAAGCUGUAGUUCUGGUGACUAUAGUGUCUUUUUUUUAAAUAGAUUACAGACCCUCCUGCAGUAGGCUUAGGAAAUGAAAGCACGUCUGGUCAGCCUCUGUUUUACCUAGUUAUUACAUUUGCUAAACCAAUUGCGCUCCGUUUUUAAUGAUUUCAUUUUUGUGUUACAAUGUUAAUCUACCCUCUCCUCCAUAGGUGUUGGACCUGGAUGCACAGAUGAGACUCUACUCUCUGCAAUAGCCAGUGCGUUACACACAAGUACUAUGCCAAUUACUGGGCAGCUCUCUGCAGCUGUGGAGAAAAACCCUGGAGUUUGGCUCAACACCUCCCAGCCACUCUGCAAAGCCUUUAUGGUGACAGACGAGGACAUCAGGUAUGGAUCACUUAAGAUAUUACAACACUGUUCAUUCGUUGUUUUCCGGAAAACAACUGUGUUCCCCUGUAGCUGAAUUUUAUUUUCUUGGACUUCCCAGCAUUCUCUGUGGCCAAAGGGAGGCUUCUUUCUUUACUGUGCCACUACUUUCCCUUCUGCUUCUGGUGACUUCAUAUUCUAGGGGCCAGAGUCACUGAAGUAUUCUUGCGCAUGCACAUUCUUACAGUCUCUACACAGUUAAGAGAAUAAUAACAUCUUAAUUAGGUUUGGAAUUUUUAACACAAAAUCUUAUCUAAUUGUUUCUUUUAUCUCUUUGCUAAUUUUACACCUAUUCUUAAAAUUAUAUUUUGUUAGAGUAACUCAAACACUGGGUUUGAUUAGAGUAAUCCUUUCUGAGGUGGUCCGCUCUCCCAAAGUUUAAUAGCAAAAUUAUAUAAAGAAAUGUGAAACUUGCCUCUGCUUCAUUGCUGAGUUCUCCCUUCAGCCUGAUCCUCCUUGGCUGACAUUACCCCCUCUCACCGGAGAUGGGGGGGCAGUGCUGUUAUUGGGUGUCUGGUACCGGCAUAAUGUGUGUUCCAGUGGCAAUUCUGCACAAAAUUGACAUUUGCCAGCCUAGAAAUUAGUUAUCUUCCUAAUUAGUGAUGCUGCCGGAGGUGUAGCUACAGCAGCUAAGGGAUUAAUCUCUAUGUGCAGCGUUCCAAAGUGAAAUGCUGCAAAACAGUCUCCAAGCACCAUGACCACUUCAAACCAAUGAAGUGGCCGUAAUCCUUAGUCAAUGGCGGAUCUAGGGGGGCAAUGGCCCUCCAGCUCCGCCUGGUCUCCUCUUGCGAGCUCUGAGUGUUGCCGCAGUUACCAUGGCAACGCUCCAUUCUUGCAAAAGUGAUCUCUAGCCAUUGGAGCUGCAGGCUAGAGUUCACUACCCACUAGGAUUACCUGCGGAUUCUCCACAGGACCACCAUGGAUUCACAAUCGAUAUCCCCCUCCCUGGGCAAUUAAAAAAAAAAAAAAAAACACAUUUGUUUUAAUCAGCCCCCUCCCCCAACUACACACACACUGCACCCCCAUGCACACACUACACCCCUCACACACUGUCGUCCCUUCCACCCCUGCACUGCCUCACACACACUACUAUAGGCCCUAUCCUGGCAGACCCCAGGUAAAUUGACAAAAUGUUCUUAAUGGCUUGAUUACUUACUCUGGGAUGGCAUUCCUGGCACCAUAACCAGUACAGAGAGCUGUAGUAUUUAUAGUGCUUAGAUUGUUCCUUUAAAUAAUCUGAGUGCCCCUUCUCGAGAUGAGGCUCUGGAUCCGCCCCUGCUUAGAGUAACUCUUUAAUUGCCCCCAAUGUUAAAAAGAUCUGUUAGCUUUACAUUGAAUCAAUUUAAUGGGACAUUUCGGCACCAACACAACUUUAGUAGGUAUAUACAUAGAGUGCUUCUGGUCUUAAUGAAAAAUUUAAUGUGUGUCUUUCUGGUAUGAGUGAACCUGGCUAAGGGGAAUUACAGCGUGUUAAUGAGGUCAUAACCUAUUAAAUGCAUGUCUUUUUUUGGACUGAUGUGAACAGCCUAUCACCGGUGCACAGUCCAAGUCUUCCACAUUGAAGUUGGGGCUGGGAGAGUAGACACAGGGACCUGGAGUAGGGUGAUGUCUUGAGCACUUUGGGGAUAAACUGUUAAACCCCUUAAGGUGCAACUGCAUCCAGGACCCCUAGGCACCAUAACAAAUUCAAUGUUUUGGAGCCGUGAGUGUCCACAAAUAUGCUAUGGAUGUUGUAGCUUAUAUUGACCACAAUCAUGAUGAUUCUUUCAGAAAACAAGAAGAACUUGUGCAGCAAGUGAGGAAAAAACUGGAAGAAGCUCUUAUGGCAGACAUGCUUGCACAUGUAGAUGAAAUCUCCAAAGAUGGAGGUGCUCCAGUGGAUAAAGAUAUUGAAGAUGAGGAGGAUGAGGAAGAUAUAAAAGAAACUGAGACAGAGGAUGUAUAAGAUUGGUACGUAGACAAUGCAGAUUGUUUUGUCUCUGAUUUACUUUUAUUUUCUAUCUUGCCUGGCCUUUUGAAUUAUGCUGUAUUUGUUGCAAAACAUCUAAAUUUUACUUUCUUACAUUAUCUUUCUUUUUCUCAUAUUUUAGCUACUUUGUUACAGACCUUCCUCCAUAACACAAUGUUGAUGCAAUACCAGGACCAAAGGUGACAACUUUCUCUUCAAUCCCCUCCAAUUAAUUCUGGAUACAGGACAAUAAAAAUCAAUUGAGCCUUGGGUUGCUCGGCUUUUUGUUUUUGUACAUUUACUUUUCUCUUGAUAAAUUAGUUGGUUUACAACUUAAUUUGGAUUUCCCAAAUCUAAAUACUGUAUUUAACAUCGAAAGGUCAAAAGGAGCACACUAUCAAAUGGCGCUCAAGUAAUAUGGAAGGAGCAACACAUUCAGAAAACCAAAAAUGGAAGGAUUGGGAUGUGUUACCUGAAGUUAUUAUAAAGGAGUUGUCUUGUUUUGGAAGGUUAUGUAUUGAAUAUCAUUUCAAGUGAUUUGUUCUUUUUGGAUGAAGCGGUCAUGAUUUGGAUCAUAUCUUAAAUGUAUUUAACUUAAUAUGAAAGUUCCAUUACACAUAGAAGUGUAAUCUGAAAAUGCUCUGAUUGUGUUUAAUACAGGAGUGUACUAAAUUUGUAUUUAAAAUUAUGCUCCUGAAUAACAAACUGUUUUGUUUUUUGUUUUUUGUCUUUUUCAUGGAAUGAAGAAUAAGUCUUUAUAUACUUUGUUUCUAAACACAGCCAAAAAAAGGUUUUUAGUAUUUAGAUCUCUAAAUAUUUAACUCCUUUUAAACCAAUAUGCAACAUGCCACUCAUUCAUAAUUCAUUUGCAACAGUGCCUCUGAAACUUUUCAGUUUCCUUGAAAUUGGUCUCAGAUUAAGUAUUAUUGAUCUAUUGAUGAUUUUUAACUUUUUAUUUUUAUUUUUUUUUUACAGUAGUUGAAGUGGAUUAGUAUCUCUGUAAUUUAACAGUGGUUUAGGUAUGUAAUAUUAUGUUGUAUUCAUUAAACUGCAUUUUCUGUUUACCCACCAUGGGGGGCAUUUAUGUAGAGCAAUGCAGGCUGCACUGCCCAUUUGGUUUGUCUUUUAUUUGUAUUUUUUUGUAAAUAUUAAACAUUCUUACAAUGACCUAAAAUAUU